AGCGGGCAUAGGACAUUUGAGCGAAAAAGAAAAAAGCACAUAGGGUCAUUUGAGCGCCGACUUCAUAGGACAUUUGAGCGCCGGGAUAUUAACCUUACCUGAGUUUUCAGACAGGACAUUUGAGCGAAAUUUUCCCUGAUAAUUUUACACGAAUUAAGAUUUUUUUUUAAAAGUAAGAAAAAAAAGUAAGAUUUAGUUAUAAAUAUUUUUUAUUUUAUUUCACACCCGAGUAAUUCGACCGGUUCUGGCUGGUUUAUGUAAGUGAAAUCCUAAGUUGAUCUCUAUUUACCAAUCAAUUCUACUAUAAUUCAUUGGCUAUGCAAAUUUUCUUUGUUCUAAAAUUCUUAUAUAUAUAUCUAUUAAGUGAAAUGUCCCUUGGCACUUGAAAUCUUAAUACUAAUAAUACAUGUACGUGUUAAAAUGGAUAUUAUUUUGACCGAGACUAAUAAGGGAAAAAGAAGCCUUGUUUGUGACAGUUUCCGAUAUAGAGUGGACAAAACACUAAAAGGAGAAGAAAUAUCCUGGAGAUGUACAGCAAAAGGUUGCAAAGCAAGACUGAGGACGGAUUGUACCGGAACCGUUAUAAUUCAACAGAAAAAUACUCAUAACCAUGAUACCAGUGAUCGUGACAAUGAACGUCACUUGCUGCGGGUACGAUCAAAAAGAAAAGCGGAUGAUGAUAUUGCUCAACGUCCUUCAAAAAUUAUCCGUACAGAGUUACAGAACAUGGAUGAAGCAAAUCUAAAGUCUGAAGACAUUGGCAGCGUUUCAAAGGCUAUAUAUAGAAAGAGGCGUAAAUCUCACCCUGCACUUCCUAAAUCUAGAGAGGAAACACACCAAUCAUUAAAGAAGAUUAAUAUUCAGUCAAAUAAAUUUGAAAAUUUUGUGCAGUUUAAUGAUGAACAAACUGGUAUAAUUAUUCUUACGUGUCCAACCAAUCUUGAAUGUUUAUGCAGUGUGCCGGAAAUUUUUAUGGAUGGUACUUACAAAUAUUGCCCAAAGUUCUUUAAACAGUUAUAUACUAUUCAUGGCUAUAACAAAGGAAAUUAUGUCCCUCUUGUAUUCUGCUUACUUCCUGGAAAGUCUGAAGAAAUUUACGUGAAUUGCUUUUCCUCAAUUGUCAAGCUAUGUUCCGAUCAAGGUCACACACUUCAACCGAAAGCAGUACACGUCGAUUUUGAAGAACGGGUAAUGAAAGUUAUGAAGGACUGUUUCGUAGAAGAUUUUAUGGCCGUUGUACCUAACGACAAGCCUUGUAUAGAAUUUGCAGAUUACCUGACUGAUACUUAUAUAACAGAUGAAUCGUUAUUUCCCCCUCAUCUCUGGGCCGAAGUUCCAUCCUCGUUAAAACGUACUAACAAUGGGCCCGAAUCAUUUCAUGCCCAUUAUAACGAGCAGUUCUAUCACAGUCAUCCAUCAAUUUAUACUUUCCUUGACACUAUUAUCAAAUUGCAAUCUGUGACUUACAUAAAAAUUCGGAGUUUGAACAUUGAUGCACCGCAGAGCCGAACAGAAAAGGAGAAGGAACAGAAUCUCCGGGAUUUGCAUUCGAAAUACUGCCAGCAGGAAAUUACGAGGGAUUUUUAUGUCAGAAGCCUGGGAUAUAAGUUCCAAGCCCGAACAGACUUGUAA
This is a messenger RNA of Mytilus trossulus (common blue mussel), 1632 nucleotides long. RefSeq lists its product as uncharacterized. The record is from RefSeq and is a predicted model, not a curated record. Bases 421 to 1632 code for a protein of 403 amino acids. Lineage: Eukaryota; Metazoa; Mollusca; Bivalvia; Mytilida; Mytilidae. The transcript has 2 exons.